Messenger RNA from Schizophyllum commune H4-8, 1218 nucleotides. RefSeq names its product acid protease. Lineage: Eukaryota; Fungi; Basidiomycota; Agaricomycetes; Agaricales; Schizophyllaceae. Gene Ontology annotation, biological process: proteolysis. Gene Ontology annotation, molecular function: aspartic-type endopeptidase activity. The transcript has 11 exons. Bases 1 to 1218 code for a protein of 405 amino acids. The record is from RefSeq and is a predicted model, not a curated record.
AUGUUCUCUUCUCGUCUCUACUGCCUUCUUCUUCUGGCUGUCACUGUUGUGGCCAGCCCCGUGGUUGAGCCCCGAGCGGAUGCGACGGUCAACCUGCCUCUGACCCUUCAGCGCAAUGUCACUGGUGGUCAGGAAAUGGUUUCGGCUGGCAGACAGCGUGCUCAAGCGCUGAGAGCUUAUGGAAACGGUCAAAGGCACCAUCCCGCCGACGAGCCCGUCUUCAACCAAAAUGUUGUCUACACCGCCCCUGUCGGGGUAGGCUCCGCUGGGGAGACUUGCAAGUACAAUAAUCUCAUCGUCGACACCGGGAGCUCGAACACCUGGGUUGGCGCUGCGAAAUCUUACGAGCCGAGCGACACCUCCCAGGACACGGAUGAGCCGGUCGAGGUUACGUAUGGCUCUGGUUUCUUUCUGGGUACGGAGUGGAUCGACAGAGUGUCGCUCUCGAGGGAGCUUGUUGUCCAUAGACAAUCCAUUGGCGUCGCCAGAUAUUCCCGAGGAAUAGGGCCCAAAUUUGACGGUAUCCUUGGUCUUGGGCCGACGGAUCUGACCGCAGGAUCACUCGUUUUCAGCCCGGGGGAGGAGAUCCCUACUGUGACGGACAAUCUGUAUACACAGGGAAAUAUUCAGCAACCGGCUCUGGGUGUCUAUUUUGCGCCCGCUGCCUCUCAGUCUCCUGGAGGGGUUCUGACAUUUGGCAGUGCUGACGACACAUUCCCGAAGACGACGACCUCGCCCGCGAGCGCGUACUGGGGCUACGAUCAAUCUAUCACCUACAAUGGCACAACUAUCCUCUCACAAGCAUCCGGGAUUGCGGACACCGGUACCACCCUCAUCUACCUGCCCACGGAUGCGUACAACAUGUAUGUAGCGCAAACUGGAGCAGUGCCCGAUAGAAACACGGGUCUGCUUUCGGUUACGGAGAAGCAGUUCAAACAGAUGAAAAGCCUGGUCUUCAACGUCAACGGGGUGGACUACGAGCUUGUUCCCGACGCGCAGCUGUGGCCGCGGUCCCGCAAUGCAGAUAUUGGAGGCACGCCCAAAGGGUACUAUCUCGUAGUGGCGAGCAUGGGCAGCCCGGAGGGGCAAGGCCUCGACUUCAUCAACGGCUACGCGUUCCUCGAGCGGUUCUACUCGUAUUACGACACCGCAAACGCGGAGAUGGGAUUCGCUACGACCAAGUACACGAACGCGACGGUCAAUAGCCAGACCCAGUAG